Messenger RNA from Saccharomycodes ludwigii, 933 nucleotides. RefSeq names its product Pet20p (gene PET20). Gene Ontology annotation, cellular component: mitochondrion. The record is from RefSeq and is a predicted model, not a curated record. Lineage: Eukaryota; Fungi; Ascomycota; Saccharomycetes; Saccharomycodales; Saccharomycodaceae. The coding region runs from base 1 to 933 and encodes 310 amino acids. The transcript has a single exon.
AUGUACAUGUCAUUUCUGAGAGGUACCAAUGGUACCGCUGCCACUGCCACUACUAGCAAAUUAUUAAGAAGAGCAAAUAAUCAUAUAUCAACUCAAAACAACAACAACACUAAAUCGUUAUAUCUGUUAAAUACUGCGGUUGUAAGAUUUCAGUCUUCAUUUAGUUUCAGUAGCAAUACCAAAUUAUUACAAAAUCAACAGCAGACAUCUAAGAAGUCAGGUUCUUCAUCUGAUACAGUUACAACCAAUACUAAAGACACAGCAAAUAAUGCUGCUACAAACAUCUCUUCUCAUAAUAUUGCUCCCACUUUAACUAAAUGUGUUAAAGUUAACAUAAACAAGAAGAGAAAAGAUUAUUCUUGGAUACCUAGGGUCUCAAAUACUGAUAUUUUAUCCAGAAAUGAAAUAUUUAAGGAAUCUUUGUAUUGUGGGUAUAGACCAUUAUUUCUGGUACACGAAAAAAUAGAAGCUAGUGUCAAGAAUAAACUUACGAAGAACAAAGCUAAAUCUAAUCACAAUGUUUCAUUUUUUAAAGAGAUAGAAGUUGAUUUAGGACUUAAUAAUGAUUCUAAAAAUAAUGAUAACAUAGUUGAAUUUGCUUUGAAGUUAGAAAAACAGUUAACUCCGUCGGUUCCAUGGAUUACUUCGGCUACUGGAUUGGAAUAUUAUCCUGAAUGGGAUCAAUUUAGUGAACAGGAUUUGAAAGGUGUUGUUCCUUUUCUACCACCACCUAAUAAGAGUUUAGAUAAUGUGAUAAGUACCAACCAGGUGGUAGCUAAUAAUGAACUAGAUGGAACAAGUGAUAAAGACGCUUUAGAAACCUUGAAAAUGGCGACUUUUGAGAACGAGAAGAAAAAAUUAUUGAGUAGGGAUAAAGGUAGAAAAAAAUCAAUUUUAAGCCUAAUGAGAUUAAAAAAGAAACUAUUCAACUAA